AUGUAUAUUGCCGUGUGCGCUCGCCCUGACAUCAUGAACAGUGCUGCAAUCCUUGGUCGCAAAUUUAGUGCCCCUUCGGGAAGUGAUUGGACAGCAGUCAAACGCGUAAUCCGCUACCUCAAAGGAACGCGCGAUUGGAGGCUGAAUCUCGGUGGUGAUAGUGGAGGACUAGUGGUUUAUUCGGACAGCGAUUUUGCAGGAUAUGCUGGAACAAGAAAGUCCACUACCGGCUACGUACUCUUCUACUUUGGAGGAGCGGUUUCUUGGGCUAGCCGCAGACAAGACUGUGUUACACUAUCGACACUAGAGGCGGAGUAUGUCGCCUUAACAGAGACCUGCCAGGUAGUCGUCUGGAUGCUCAGUGACCUUGGAGAAACGCAGACUGUAGCGACUACAGUGAAUGAGGACAAUCAAGGAUGUCUCAGUUUUGCUCGCUCGGAGCGUUCUACUAAGCGGUCCAAGAGACAAAGCGACACUUCGUGA
Armigeres subalbatus is the source of this 483-nucleotide messenger RNA. RefSeq lists its product as uncharacterized. Bases 1 to 483 code for a protein of 160 amino acids. The record is from RefSeq and is a predicted model, not a curated record. The transcript has a single exon. Lineage: Eukaryota; Metazoa; Arthropoda; Insecta; Diptera; Culicidae.